Molecule: messenger RNA, 3635 nt
Organism: Betta splendens (Siamese fighting fish)
Lineage: Eukaryota; Metazoa; Chordata; Actinopteri; Anabantiformes; Osphronemidae
Gene: ube3a
Product: ubiquitin protein ligase E3A
Exons: 11
Coding region: 312-2810 (832 amino acids)
Biological process (GO): protein polyubiquitination
Molecular function (GO): ubiquitin protein ligase activity
Source: RefSeq, a predicted model, not a curated record
GAGGGGGCACGACGUUUGGCAGCCCCGCGCUGCAUGCCGGGAUAUGUAUGUCGCUCUUGUUUACAAGUAGUUCGCGGAAAAGACCGUGGCUGUGAUUUGAAAACAGCCGAGUGUCACGACCGCAGCCUUAUUUACGCGUAGCGCAGGACGUGGAGCGGUGUGACCCGCAGCGACGCGCACCGGACGCGCUUCAGACCCCGGAGGCAGCGUUCAGCUUUUUUUGCACUGUCACCGACGAACCCAGCGCACAGAAGUGGGCAAAUCACUGGAUCAUCCCUUUGGCCUGACGCACGACACCUGUAUCCAGCCGAAUGAACAGAGCGACUGCACUGCAUUUAAUCGAGCGCUACUUUCGGCAGUUAACUGAAGGCUGUGGAAAUGGCAACUGCACGAACGAGUUUUGCGCUUCGUGCCGUGACUUCCGACCCUUGGAUACCAACUCGGCAGCCGUCAAAGCGCUUGAGCUACUCAAGAUUAAUGCUAAACUCUGCGAUCCUCACCCCUCCAAGAAAGAAUCGGAGCCCGGUCCCAAAGAGAGCGCUGAGCUGGACGGUACGAUGUGCAGCACGUGUCCCACCAAGGAGGACUACUCAGAUGUUCGCUACCUCACUGAAGACGCUGUGUAUGCACUCCUGAGUGUCUGUGAGGAGGAAGGGGACUACUCGGUUCUGAUUCGUCUCAUCGGCAAAGUCUUCUCUAACGCAGAAGCCCUGAUGAAGAGUUUCAGGAAGAAUGAACCCAACACUACUGAAAACUCUUUAACACCAGCGGACGUGGACGAGCACGAGAGCCAAGGUCAGGAACCCUCGGACACGAUGGGUGCUUCCUCUGCUGCUGCUUUGCCCUCGGGGGCUUCCGGUGAUGCGUCCAGCCCUUGUGACAUCACCGUGGACGUCGACGCCGUGAGGAGGGUCUACGCCAGACUUCUAGCCGUCAGCCAGGUGGAGUCUGCGCUCGUAAAUGCUCUCGUGUACCUCACUCCCAACGUGGAACUCGACCUGGAAUACCUCGACGUGUACGAGACGAACCACGACUACCUGAACAUUUUCGUCACGGUGAUGGAGAACAGGAACCUUCACAGCCCCGAGUACCUCGAGGUGGCUUUGCCGCAGUUCUGCAAGGCCAUGAGCAAGCUGCCGGUGGCGGCGCUCGCCCGGCUGUCGAGGCUCUGGGCCACGUACAGCCUUCCUCACGUCCGCCGGAUGAUGGAAACCUUCCAGCAGCUCAUCACUUUCACGGUUGUCAGCAACGAGUAUGACGCGGACAAUCUGGUGAAUGACGACGAGACGGUGGUGGCCGCGACCCAGUGUUUGAAGGUGGUCUUCUAUGCCAGUAUCCUAGGAGGCGACGUUGACAUCGAGCAUAACGAGGAGGAGGAGGAGGACGGCGAUUCAGACGAGCUCACGCUGCAUGAGCUCCUCGGUGAGGAGCAGCUGUAUAAGAAAGGCCCCCGGGUCGAUCCCUUGGGCAAAGAACUGGGCGUCCGACCCAUCGAUAGCAUAACGCCCCUCAUCCCCUUCGAUGAGUUCAUCAACGAAUCCCUGAACGAUGUGGUGGAGAUGGACAAGGAUUUCACCUUCUUCAAGGUCAACGCUGAGACCAAGUUCUCCUUCCAGAGCUGCCCGUUCGUCCUCAGCGUCAUCACCAAGAGUCAGGGGCUGUACUACGACAACAGGAUCAGGAUGUACAGCGAGCGACGCCUCACGGCCCUCUACAGCGUGGUGCAGGGCCAGCAGCCCAACCCCUACCUCAAGCUCAAAGUCCGCAGGGAUCACAUCAUCGACGACGCCCUCGUCAGGCUGGAGAUGAUCUCCAUGGAGAACCCGUCCGACCUGAAGAAACAGCUGUUUGUGGAGUUCGAAGGGGAGCAGGGGGUUGAUGAAGGAGGGGUUUCAAAGGAGUUCUUUCAGUUGGUCUUAGAGGAAAUUUUCAAUCCCGACAUAGGAAUGUUCACGUACGAUGACGACACAAAGCUUUUCUGGUUUAAUUCAUCCUCCCUGGAGAAUGAAGCGCAGUACACUCUUAUAGGAAUCGUCCUCGGACUCGCCAUUUACAACAACUGCAUCCUGGAUGUCCAUUUCCCAAUGGUUGUCUACAGGAAACUCAUGGGCAAGAAGGGGACCUACUUGGACCUGUCCGAUUCACACCCAGUUCUCUACCAGAGUCUGAAGGAAUUACUUCAAUAUUCUGGUAACGUAGAGGAAGACAUGACGCUCACCUUCCAAAUAUCACACACAGAUCUUUUUGGAAACCCAGUAUUAUAUGACUUGAAGGAGCAGGCUGACCAGAUUCCUGUCACUAAGGAGAACAGACAGGAAUUUGUGGCUCUGUAUGCCGAUUACAUAUUAAACAAGAGUGUGGGGAGACAAUUCAUAGCCUUCAAAAAAGGUUUUCAAAUGGUCACGAACGAAUCGCCACUCAAUUACCUGUUUCGACCAGAGGAAGUGGAGCUGCUAAUCUGUGGAAGCAGAAAACUUGAUUUUGAAGCACUUGAAAAGACAACAGAGUACGACGGCGGUUACAGCAAAGAUAGUCAAAUUAUUAAAGAUUUCUGGGAAACCGUUCACUCGUUUGGAACAGAGCAGAAGAGGCUGUUUCUUCAGUUCACCACCGGCACAGACAGGGCACCCGUCGGCGGCCUCGGGAAGUUAAAAAUGAUCAUCGCCAAGAACGGCUCAGACACUGACAGGCUACCGACCUCUCACACCUGCUUCAACGCGCUGCUGCUCCCAGAGUACUCCUCCAAAGACAAACUGAGGGAACGGCUCCUGAAGGCCAUCACCUACGCCAAAGGCUUCGGGAUGCUGUGAAAGGAUGCUCGCGGCGGCCUCUGGACGAACACAAGAGCAGUAUCGUAGACUUAGAGAGAAGCAAAAUGCUGCAAUAACCCUGUGCCUCGCCAAGCUCCACCAGUUCUACGCGACUGUCGGCCUCACUCCAGCUAAGAGUUUAGGAUUUCCAAAGAAUCUAACACCAAAAUUUAAACAUGUUUUUUUCUUUUCUUCUGUUUUUGCAUGUGCGUUUUCUUUUUAAACGAUACUUCAUAUGUGAAACUGUGAAAGUGCACUUACACACAUGAAUUCAGUAAAUGCCAGCACAUGCAGUAUCCAGAGUUAUUCACUGGUAUGACUACUUGUGCUCUUGCUGUCACUGUAUAGUAAGAGUUUCCAGUCUCAGGCCGUCCUCCAGCUGAGUGGAGAGAACACCGUGGUGCUUCCUGGUUUACUGAUGUUAAGCCUUUUGUAUUACUGCUAAUCAAAAUAGCAAAUCACUGACAAAAACACACAUAUACGUAUAUAUAUACACUAUUUACUGUCAGUGUGAGAUCAAACUCAGCCGCAGUCUAAAACUCAUUUACUCUUCAGAUGAUUUGUGUUGUGAAUCAACUAACGUGAUCAGACACAGACCGAUCACCUCAGACUCUCACAUCCGUCUCUUUGUGCUAUUAGUGUCAUUGAUUGCACAUAUGUACUGUAAUGUGCGAUCGCCAACUGUGCAACGCCUGCACGGGGAAAUAAGUCACAUAUUGGGCAAAAUAUCUCAGGUACAUGAAGGAUGUGCAAAAAGUGUGAAACUCCUCUAUUUAAAGUAAAUAAUAUGCAAAGUCAAUAAAGAAAGAACUUUGUGAAAACAUG